Messenger RNA from Coffea eugenioides, 2331 nucleotides. RefSeq lists its product as uncharacterized. The record is from RefSeq and is a predicted model, not a curated record. Gene Ontology annotation, biological process: DNA repair; telomere maintenance. Bases 1 to 2331 code for a protein of 776 amino acids. NCBI's taxonomy places the organism in Eukaryota, Viridiplantae, Streptophyta, Magnoliopsida, Gentianales, Rubiaceae. The transcript is spliced from 2 exons. Gene Ontology annotation, molecular function: DNA helicase activity.
AUGUUACACAUAGGAAGAUUGAUGCAGCAAUAUUCAGUGGAAACAUAUAUUAAACUAGAGACAUCACGAUUGGAAUUUCACAAACAUAGGCAGCAACACUUGAGAACUGAAGUUUGUAAAGGACUGAUGGAUACUAUGAUUGGUGGUGAAACUUCUGCAUCAAACAUGGGAAAGCGAAUUAUUCUUCCAGCAAGUUUUAUAGGAGGUCCGAGAGAUAUGCGUCGAAGAUACAUGGAUGCUAUGUCACUUGUUCAACGGUAUGGAAAACCUGAUAUCUUCCUUACAAUGACGUGCAAUCCAUCUUGGCCAGAGAUUAAAAAACAUUUAGCAGAUGAAGAUGAAAUCCAAAAUAGACCAGAUUUGGUUUCUCGAGUAUUCCGAGCCAAAAUUGAGCAAUUAAAGGAUGAUUUGUUCAAGAAGAAUCUAUUUGGUGAAGUUGCAGCUUAUACUUAUGUGAUUGAAUUUCAGAAACGAGGAUUACCAUAUGCUCAUUUUCUAAUUAUCCUCAAACAAAGAUCGAAGAUGUUUUCUCCUGAAGCAUAUGAUAGGAUUGUUUCUGCAGAGCUACUAGAUCCAAAAGAGUCACCUUAUUUACAUUCAUUGGUGCUAAAACAUAUUGGUCAUGGACCAUGUGGUGUUCUAAAUCCCAAUUGUCCAUGUAUGCGUCAAAAUCGUAAGUGCAGAAAUAACUAUCCAAAAAAUUUUUCUGCAUACACUAAACAUGGAAGAAACUCUUAUCCUACUUACAAAAGACGUAAUGAUGGAAGAAGUGUUGUUAUCAGAAAUCACACACUUGAUAAUCGAUGGAUUGUUCCAUACAAUCCAUAUCUCCUUGCAAAAUUUGAUUGCCACAUCAAUGUAGAGAUAUGCUCUGGUAUUGAAGCAGUGAAGUACAUUUACAAGUAUAUUUACAAAGGACACGACAAAGUUAUGUAUCAGAUCACUUCUCAACAAACUGAAAAUAUCAUUGAUGAGAUUCGCAAUUUCCAAUCUGCUAGAUGGAUUUGUGGUCCUGAAGCCAUGUGGAGGAUAUUUGCAUUCGAUUUAACCAAUAUUCAUCCAUCAGUAAUGACAAUGCACUUGCAUUUACAAAAUCAUCAGUCGAUAUCAUUUGCUGAGAAUCAAACAUUGGACGAUGUUCUUGCUAAUGAGAGAAAUUCAAGGACAAUGUUAACAGAAUUCUUCUCUAUGAAUCGAACAAAUAAGAGAGCACAGGAUCUGAAUUGUCUCUACAAAGAAUUUCUCAAAUAUUUCACUUGGAAUGAAGGUGAUCGAAUAUGGAUGGACAGAAAAUAUGGAGAAGUCAUUGGCCGUGUUAACACAGCUCACCCCAUUGAAGGAGAAAGAUACUACCUCAGAAUGUUACUCAUGCACGUAAGAAAACCAACUUCCUUUGAUGACUUAAAAUCUGUUGAUGGUUAUAUAUCAUCAACAUACAAAGAGGCAGCAGAAGUUCAUGGACUGCUUCAAGUAAACAAUGGUUUUGAUGAAUGCUUAUCUGAGACACUUGUGUACAAUAUGCCAAGUUCAUUAAGACAGCUUUUUGCUGUGUUGCUUGUGCAUUCUCCACCAACAAAUCCAGGAGCUCUUUGGUUGAAGUAUAGAAAUCAUCUAUCAGAAGACAUUCAAAAGAAUUUGGCAUUAUCAAAGGAACAAGUACAAAUUCAAGUGCUCAGACUCAUUGAUCAAUAUAUGCAAAUUAUGGGAAAAAAUAUAGAUGACUACAACUUGACAGACAUUCCUUAUCGUCUCUUGUGCUCAGAUGGCUGCACUAAAGAUAUUGAAACUGAAUACCAAAUACCUGUUUUCGAUGAGAUUUGGGUUCAAAUAAUCGAAAAGCUGAAUAGAAAUAUCCCUGGUAUUUUUUUUAUUGAUGGUCCUGGUGGAACUGGCAAAUCAUUCUUAUAUAAAGCAUUACUUGCAACUGUGAGAUCAAGGGGUCGUAUUGCACUAGCAACAGUGACUUCUGGUGCUGCAGCAUCAUUGUUACCUGGAGGACGGACGGCGCACACUUGCUUCAAGAUUCCACUGCAUCAAGACAAUAGCCAAACCUGUAAUAUCUCAAAGCAAAGUAGCAUCGGUAAGCUUCUAAAACUUGCAAAGUUAAUUAUAUGGGAUGAAGCAGCAAUGGCUAAGAAAUAUGCAAUUGAAUCGUUUGAUACGAUGCUUCGUGAUAUUCUGGAUUCUGAUGUUAUAUUCGGUGGCAAAACUAUUGUCUUUGGUGGUCAUUUUCGACAAACUCUCCCUGAUUUUCAAAAAGGUCAGAAAGAAGAUUACAUAUCUGCAUCACUGAUCAAUUCUUAUAUUUGGCCUUAUCUAGAAAAAAUAUAG